AUGCCUCUGUGCCAGUUCUGUGAUAUUCCUUUUGAAACUUCACUGCACGUUGAUACCUUGGAGCAUCGUAAAAGACGUGAUCGGAUGAGAGCAAUCAUCGACACGAUGGAUGCAGGAACUGAUCCAAAUAAUGGAAGUCAAGUAUCACGACAAACUCAAAGAUGUGGUGGUCAUCCUUCCAGCUACCUUGAGCCAACGUUGCCCUUUAUCCGUAAUGGACCGAACAGGAGAACGUAUCCAGCUCUUCAUCGUGGAUUACGGCGUUUCAACUCGCAAGCUCACCUUCAAGAAGAGCUCUCUCAGUUCCAAUGUAGUGAUCAUCCGGAAAAUUUUCGGGAUGAAAUCUACUUCUAUUCCCAGCGUGCCGAAAUGGGCAACAAUCAUGCCACUCAUGUAGAUUAUGAUCUUGCCUGGAAUAAUCACAUUCCCAAUUCCAUUCUUCCUCCACAUUAUGAUGGAGAGUUCCGCCCCUAUUUCAUGAGCAAGGGUGAUUCGUGCGGGACAGACACUGCUCGAAGGGGAAAUUGUUGCGAAAGNGAAGACGUCUCUCAGCCCUCUGGUGGUUCUUCUCGCACGGCCGGACAGAAUGAUGGAAAAAAGGAUCGCAAUGUUCCCCUUCUAAAAAGAGGCCUUUUAGCCAGAUUAUCUCUUAAAGCAAAGAAGGAUAAGGGAACUGCAUCGAAAAAUUCCACUGAUAAUGGAGGAUCUGAGAAGAGUGAUAGAAAAACGAAGAAAAAGAAGUCUAAGAGUCAGUCUCCAUCCACUUCUUCGAGAUGUAACGCGAAAUCUACAGCUUCUGCCAGUGGAAGUGUGCAACUCAGACGUGCUGCUCCUCUGAGCGUCUCAAUGAAGGACAAAACUAAAAAAUGGGAACUUGUGGCAGUGAAAGGAAAAGCAUCGUACCUGAAAAACCGAAGUCAGCGUCUUUUGAAAGAUCGAAUGAGCAAGUAUCGACUUGUUGAUAGUAAAGGGAUGGUGGUGGAAGACAUGCACGAGGAUGAGCCAUGCACAUCCUCGAUUGCAGCUUGCAGACCUCAGACAUCUAAAAAUGGAUCUACGUUACCCAGUCUUACGUCGCAUAUAUGGGGAACCGGUCCGGAAGCAAGAUCGCGAUCGCAGCAGAAGGGUCCUCUGGAGAAACCUUUGAAUGCAUCGUUAGCCCCAUCUGCAAUUGCUCCGGCUGCUCCUCGCACCCCAUGUCUUCGAGGUGAUCAACCUACUCGGGCAGGAAAUACGGGUUGGAAUGAUACAAGUAGCGGAUAUGCGACCAUGGUUGGAGACUUGCCGAUGAGCACUCCCAAAAACUACGACGUCGCGGUUCGUGCUUACGAAAAUUGUCAAGGACUUCCCAUUCCUGAUACCGUUGACUCAGUUCUGAAUGAAGUUAGUAGGAAAACUCAAAGUCUUUCAAAAAAUGCGGACAAUGGUGUGAAUUUUUCCAAUUCUCUAAACGACUCGUCAAUCUCUUCAGUUGGAAGUUGA
Messenger RNA from Haemonchus placei, 1482 nucleotides. Lineage: Eukaryota; Metazoa; Nematoda; Chromadorea; Rhabditida; Trichostrongylidae. The record is from the annotation of a GenBank genome assembly.